Molecule: messenger RNA, 1512 nt
Organism: Megalops cyprinoides (Indo-Pacific tarpon)
Lineage: Eukaryota; Metazoa; Chordata; Actinopteri; Elopiformes; Megalopidae
Gene: prkag1
Product: protein kinase, AMP-activated, gamma 1 non-catalytic subunit
Exons: 13
Coding region: 330-1325 (331 amino acids)
Source: RefSeq, a predicted model, not a curated record
AGCAAAAGUAGAACCUGUGAUGAAUCUAUCGUUGCCAUUUGGUUUGGCGUGUCGCGACUCUUCUCCAACCCGCUGAAGAUAGCAAUAAACCCUCUCACUGUGAUGAAGGAUCUCUGGCGGGCAUGCGCAGUCUGUCCUCUCACCGGAAAUAAACACGGGGAAAGGUCCUGUCAAAGAAGGAUUUAAAAAGCCCACCUCGCGUAUUAGCUGGUCAAGAAGUCAUAUCGGGAAGCUGCUGUAGAAGAAUAACGUACAGCAUCCUGACGUUUAAUGGUCGAAGAUCAGCGCCUGGAUAGAGCUGUGAUUAGCGACCAUCCACUGCAUGGGAUAUGGAGUGUGUUACAGGGGUUCUUGAUGAUUUUGAGGGUAAAAAAGAGCCACUCGCAGAAGUAGAUUCAGAGCACAAUGUUUACACUCGCUUUAUGAAAUCUCAUCGCUGUUACGACCUGGUGCCCACCAGCUCCAAGCUGGUAGUGUUUGACACGUCAUUGCAGGUGAAGAAAGCAUUUUUUGCCCUGGUGUCCAAUGGGGUGCGAGCUGCCCCUCUCUGGGACAGCAAGAAGCAGUGCUUUGUGGGCAUGCUGACCAUCACGGAUUUCAUCAACAUCCUGCACCGAUACUACAAGUCGCCUUUGGUUCAGAUAUACGAGCUGGAGGAGCACAAGAUUGAGACUUGGAGAGAAGUGUACCUGCAAGACUCCUUCAAGCCCCUCGUCAGCAUCUCUCCCAACGCAAGCCUGUACGACGCUGUGUCCUCCCUGCUGAAGAAUAAGAUCCACAGGCUGCCGGUGAUCGACCCUCUGACAGGAAACACCCUGUACAUACUGACCCACAAGCGCAUCCUCAAGUUCCUCAAGCUCUUUAUCUCAGAGAUGCCAAAGCCGGCGUUCCUGAGCCAGACGCUGGAGGAGCUCAACAUCGGCACCUUCCACAAGAUCGCUGUGGUGCGCGCCGACACGCCCCUAUACACAGCACUGGGCAUUUUCGUGGACCAGAGGGUGUCUGCGCUGCCAGUGGUGGAUGACAAUGGUCGAGUGGUGGACAUUUACUCCAAGUUCGAUGUCAUUAACCUGGCUGCAGAGAAGACCUACAACAACCUGGACAUCACGGUGACCAAGGCCCUGCAGCAUCGCUCGCAGUACUUCGAGGGUGUGCUCACGUGUCACCGGCACGAGACCCUGGAGGCCAUCAUCAACAGGCUUGUGGAAGCUGAGGUGCACAGGCUGGUGGUGGUGGAUGAGCAGGAGGUGGUGAAGGGAAUCGUGUCCCUAUCAGACAUCCUUCAGGCUCUGGUUCUCACUAACGGGGAACAAGGAACGGCUUGAUGGAGGGACAAAGGGAAGAUAGGACCUUCUUCCGCUCUCUCCAUAGCCACAGGAAGGAUGGAGUCAGGAGAGAAAGAGGGAGGCGGACAGAGAGGAGAGGGGGGACCCGUCAAUGUUACCCAUUUUCUAAAUUAGCACACCCCCCCGGCCAUGUGUGCGCUUGCCUCUUUCAAAAUCUCUCUCCCUC